AUGCGGUAUGUCUCUCAAGGUAAAGUUUACUUUAUUGAAACUGCAGUGAGAUUGGGGUCAAAGAUCAGUGAAACAGUGAAGGGAAAAUUGAGUUUGGGGGCAAGGAUUCUUCAAGUAGGAGGCUUGGAGAAGAUUUUCAAGACAUUGUUUAGUUUCACAGAAGGAGAGAAGCUGUUGAAGGCUUGUCAGUGUUAUUUAUCAACAACAGCAGGCCCUAUAGCUGGUUUACUUUUCAUCUCAUCUAAAAAAGUUGCCUUUUGCAGUGACAGAUCAAUCAAAAUCCCUUGUGCAAAUGGGAAAUUCCUCAGAGUCCAUUACAAGGUUUUGGUUCCAAUUGAGAAAAUAAAGGGUGUUAACCAAGGUGAAAACAUGAAGAAACCAUCUCAAAAGUACAUGGAAAUUGUGACAGUGGAUGGUUUUGACAUCUGGUUCAUGGGAUUCUUGAAUUAUCAGAAAGCUUUCAAGUAUCUUCAACAAGCAAUCUCACAGAGAUUAUAUGAUGUAGAAGUCACUUUCUAGGUGGCUUUAAGAAAUGUUUUCAUCAGAUU
Molecule: messenger RNA, 548 nt
Organism: Hibiscus syriacus
Lineage: Eukaryota; Viridiplantae; Streptophyta; Magnoliopsida; Malvales; Malvaceae
Product: putative GEM-like protein 8
Exons: 1
Coding region: 1-519 (172 amino acids)
Source: RefSeq, a predicted model, not a curated record